AUGCUCGGCAAUGACCGCAAGGAUAUCAACCGAGGGGCCAGCACCGCGAAAAAGCACAUCUGCGUCGAUAAUACUUUCUUUGUGAAGAGGGACUUCAGAGGGGCCUCGGGCAUUGGCCUAGGUAUAACACGACACUUUAUCAUCCAGCCCAACACCCAUAUUACUAUCCUCGACGUCAACAAGACCUCAGGUGCCCAGAUCCUUAGGCAACUUCAGGCGGAGUUUCCAUCAUCCAGCAUUUCAUUCGAAGAUUGCGAUGUGUCCUCUUGGGAAAGCCAAGCCGCAGCUUUUGAGAGAAUAUAUGCUCAGCAAGGCCAAGUCGACAUUGUCUUUGCAAAUGCCGGCAUUUCGAAAGAGGGCAAUUUGUUGCCUGCAAAGAGCGACACUGGACCAUCAAGGCCGAAUCUGACAACCAUGAAUGUGAACUUGGUCGGAGUCAUAUACACUGUACAUCUUGCUGCCUACUACAUGUAUAAAAAUGAGGCACGAGAUCCAUCGGCAUCCUCGAACGGCUUGAUCGUCUGCACUGCUUCCAAUGCAGGCCUGUAUCCGUUCCCAGUAGCACCGUUAUAUGCAACCACAAAGUCUGGCGUGGUCGGUCUCGUGCGGUCUUUGGCUCGUCGGCUUGAGGCUGAAAAGAUUCGUAUCAAUGCAUUGGCUCCGGCUGUGAUCGAAACCAAUAUCGCACCCAACUCUGAUCUAUUCAAGUCCAUGAUCAUCACACCAAUGUCAACGGCCACUAAUGCAGUAGCUCAAUUUGUGUCGAAUGAAUCUUUGACAGGCAAGAUUGCAGAAGUACAUGGCCAACAUGUCACCUUUGCAGAGCCCCCGGCCUAUGUGGAUGUGGACACUGGCAAGAACAUAGAAACAUUCUGGAAUUUGGGAUAUGCAUGA
Penicillium canariense is the source of this 894-nucleotide messenger RNA. RefSeq names its product putative short chain dehydrogenase/reductase. The record is from RefSeq and is a predicted model, not a curated record. NCBI's taxonomy places the organism in Eukaryota, Fungi, Ascomycota, Eurotiomycetes, Eurotiales, Aspergillaceae. Gene Ontology annotation, cellular component: cytoplasm. The transcript is spliced from 5 exons. Gene Ontology annotation, molecular function: oxidoreductase activity, acting on the CH-OH group of donors, NAD or NADP as acceptor. Bases 1 to 894 code for a protein of 297 amino acids.